Thlaspi arvense is the source of this 709-nucleotide messenger RNA. Lineage: Eukaryota; Viridiplantae; Streptophyta; Magnoliopsida; Brassicales; Brassicaceae. The record is from the annotation of a GenBank genome assembly.
AAUAAGUGUUGAGCAUAUAAGUCCAUUUAGAUAUACAUUUAACAUAUUUUUUUCUGGAUCAAAAGAUAUACGUUAACUUUGAAGUGAAAUAAAGAGAACAGAGAGAGAGAGCCAUGGCAACGAAGUCUGUUUCAUCCUUCGCCAUAUUUUUCAUCCUCUUUCUGGUUAUCUUUGAAGUGCCGGAGAUAAAAGCGCAGGCUAGCAAAUGCCUGAAAGAAUACGGCGGUAACGUCGGUUUCAGCUUCUGUGCGCCUCGGAUAUAUCCGUCGUUCUGUUAUCAGAGGUGCCGUGCAAACAAGGGCGCAAAAGGUGGAAGAUGCCGUACGGGAAAGGCUGGUGCUGCUGAUAUGAUAUGCUUAUGCGACUACUGCAGCGGCAAGCCUUAAUCAGAUUCUAAGCGAUCGGUUUGGCCGCAGGCGCAGACGAUUUGUGUUUGAAUCUUGUAUGUGUUGUGUAAUAAUUAAAGGCUUUGUGUUUGAAUCUUGUAUGUGUCAUGAUACAUUUGUGUAAUUGGCAAAUGGUCCAAGUAAAAAUAAAUAAAGAAACGUACGACUUUUUGUUUUCUGUAAUUCUGAUUAGCACUAAGAAUAAAAUUUAGAAUGAUUUGUAUUAAAAUUAUAAGCACUCUGUUAUUGAAUCAUUAGUAUUGAACUAAUGAUUUGAAAAUGUAUUUUUAAAUUUAUUAUUAUUGGAAAUAAUUUAAGUAGUG